UCUCAGUCGGCAGUGACAAGUGUUCGCAUCAAGUUCAAAAAUUAAUUUUUAAUAAAAAAAAAUCUUAAAAGAUGUCUCGUGUUCCAUUGCGUUUCCGUGAUUGGUGGACCGAUUACGACAGUUUCUUCGAGCCAAGCUCUACCUCAGGCUUUUUCGAGCCCUCAUUACGCACUUCCAGAUUAUUAGAUCAGCAUUUCGGCACAGGUCUCAGACGGAAUGAUCUGUUCUCGUCGAUCGCAACGCGUCCAAAUGUGAUGGGAUCGUAUGUGCGUCCCUGGACCAACACAAAUCUCCAGAAGCAAGAUAGCGGCUCGACCAUCAACAAAGGCGACGACAAGUUUGAAGUAAUUUUGGAUGUUGCCCAAUUCGAGCCAUCCGAGAUCACGGUUAAGACCACGGACAAAUUCAUCGUCGUCGAAGGCAAACACGAAGAGAAACAAGAUGAACAUGGCUUCGUUUCGCGCCAAUUUACCCGAAAAUAUUUGCUACCUGCCGGUCACAAUCCUGACGAUGUUUUCUCCAGCUUGAGCAGCGACGGCGUCUUGACAGUGACAGCUCCAAAGAAAGCCUUGCCUGCUCCAAAUGCUGAACGAAGUGUGCCAAUUACACAAACUCACACGCCAUCGAAGAAGGAGCAAUCGCCAUCGCCCAAAAUUGAAACCACAAGUUAAACUUCCUUUGAUUUGAGAAAAUUCAAAAUUGAAAUUUCCUUUGAUUUGAGAAAAUUUUAUCAGUAUCUUGAAAUUUAAUAAACCAAAAAUUUUUUUCUACUAAAUUUUUUGACUAAACUUUCGUUUUUGAGGAUAAAAUUGCAUGUUGGAACGUUAACUGCCGCCCAAGUGAUGCAUUGCAGUUAUUUUAAUAAUGUUGGCGUGGAAACGUUCGCAUUGUUGUAAUGUAAUAAUAAUAAUAAUAAUAAUGAAAGGAAAAUAAAUUGCCAUU
Molecule: messenger RNA, 942 nt
Organism: Culicoides brevitarsis
Lineage: Eukaryota; Metazoa; Arthropoda; Insecta; Diptera; Ceratopogonidae
Gene: l(2)efl
Product: protein lethal(2)essential for life
Exons: 3
Coding region: 72-671 (199 amino acids)
Biological process (GO): response to heat; protein refolding
Cellular component (GO): cytoplasm; nucleus
Source: RefSeq, a predicted model, not a curated record